Molecule: messenger RNA, 10224 nt
Organism: Balaenoptera ricei (Rice's whale)
Lineage: Eukaryota; Metazoa; Chordata; Mammalia; Artiodactyla; Balaenopteridae
Gene: KIF1B
Product: kinesin family member 1B
Exons: 49
Coding region: 490-5982 (1830 amino acids)
Biological process (GO): microtubule-based movement
Molecular function (GO): microtubule motor activity; ATP binding; microtubule binding
Source: RefSeq, a predicted model, not a curated record
UUAAAAUUUACAGCAGAGAUAAGAAAAACAGAGCUCCCUUGGUGGCGCAGUGGUUAAGAAUCUGCCUGCCAAUGCAGGGUACACGGGUUCGAGCCCCGGUCCGGGAAGAUCCCACAUGCCGCCGAGCAACUAAGCCCGUGUGCCACAACUACUGAGGCUGCGCUCUAGAGCCUGUGAGCCACAACUGUUGAGCCUGCGUGCUGCAACUACUGAAGCCCAUGCUCCCUACAGCCCAUGCUCCACAACAAGAGAAGCCACCGCAAUAAGGCCGUGCACCGCAAAGAAGAGUAGCCCCCGCUCACCGCAACUAGAGAAAGGCCGUGCGCAGCAAUGAAGACCCAACACAGCCAAAAACAAAAAAAAUAAAAUAAAUAAAUUUAUUUAAAAAAAAACCAACAACUUAUUUUGCCCUAGGAAACUUGAACAUAAUUUCAUAAGAAGAUUUGAUUCUUUAUUUCUGGACUGCAUAUAUAUAACAAGACCAUCAGAAUGUCGGGAGCCUCAGUGAAGGUGGCUGUCCGUGUGCGGCCCUUCAAUUCUCGAGAGACCAGCAAAGAAUCCAAGUGCAUCAUUCAGAUGCAGGGCAACUCAACCAGUAUUAUUAACCCAAAGAACCCAAAGGAAGCUCCAAAGUCCUUCAGCUUUGACUACUCCUACUGGUCUCACACCUCGCCCGAAGAUCCCUGUUUUGCAUCUCAAAACCGUGUGUACAAUGAUAUUGGAAAGGAAAUGCUCUUACAUGCCUUUGAAGGAUAUAAUGUCUGUAUUUUUGCCUAUGGGCAGACUGGUGCUGGGAAGUCUUAUACAAUGAUGGGUAAACAAGAAGAAAGCCAGGCUGGCAUCAUUCCACAGUUAUGUGAAGAACUAUUUGAGAAAAUCAAUGACAACUGUAACGAAGAAAUGUCUUACUCUGUAGAGGUGAGCUACAUGGAAAUAUACUGUGAAAGAGUACGAGACUUGCUGAAUCCAAAAAACAAGGGUAACUUGCGUGUGCGUGAACAUCCACUUCUUGGCCCAUAUGUGGAGGAUCUGUCAAAGUUGGCAGUAACUUCCUACACAGACAUUGCUGACCUCAUGGAUGCUGGGAACAAAGCCAGGACAGUGGCAGCUACCAACAUGAAUGAAACAAGUAGCCGUUCCCAUGCUGUGUUUACCAUUGUUUUCACCCAGAAGAAACAUGAUACUGAAACCAACCUUUCCACUGAGAAGGUCAGUAAAAUCAGCUUGGUGGAUCUAGCGGGAAGUGAACGAGCUGAUUCAACUGGUGCCAAAGGGACUCGAUUAAAGGAAGGAGCAAAUAUUAAUAAGUCUCUUACAACUCUGGGUAAAGUCAUUUCAGCCUUGGCAGAGGUGAGUAAGAAGAAGAAGAAAACUGAUUUUAUUCCGUACAGAGAUUCUGUACUUACUUGGCUCCUUCGAGAAAAUCUAGGUGGCAAUUCUCGGACUGCAAUGGUUGCUGCUCUGAGCCCAGCAGAUAUCAACUAUGAUGAAACUUUGAGCACUCUGAGAUAUGCAGAUCGUGCAAAACAAAUUAAAUGCAAUGCUGUUAUCAAUGAGGACCCCAAUGCCAAACUGGUUCGUGAAUUAAAGGAAGAGGUGACACGGCUGAAGGACCUUCUUCGUGCUCAGGGGUUGGGAGAUAUUAUUGAUACUGAUCCAUUGAUCGAUGAUUACUCUGGAAGUGGAGGCAAAUAUCUGAAAGAUUUUCAGAACAAUAAGCAUAGGUACUUGCUAGCCUCUGAGAACCAACGUCCUGGCAAUUUUUCCACAGCAUCCAUGGGGUCCCUUACUUCAUCUCCAUCUUCCUGCUCACUCAAUAGUCAGGUGGGCUUAACAUCUGUGACCAGUAUUCAGGAGAGAAUCAUGUCUACACCUGGAGGAGAGGAAGCCAUCGAACGUCUAAAGGAAUCGGAGAAGAUCAUUGCUGAAUUGAACGAAACCUGGGAAGAAAAGCUGCGUAAAACAGAGGCCAUCAGAAUGGAGAGAGAGGCCUUGUUGGCUGAGAUGGGAGUUGCCAUUCGGGAAGAUGGAGGAACCCUGGGGGUUUUCUCACCUAAAAAGACGCCACAUCUUGUUAACCUCAAUGAGGACCCACUGAUGUCUGAAUGCCUUCUUUAUUACAUCAAAGAUGGAAUUACAAGGGUUGGCCAAGCAGAUGCUGAGCGGCGCCAGGACAUCGUGCUGAGUGGGGCUCACAUUAAAGAAGAGCAUUGUAUCUUCCGGAGCGAGAGGAACAACAGUGGGGAUGUUAUUGUAACCCUGGAGCCCUGUGAACGUUCAGAAACCUACGUAAAUGGCAAGAGGGUGGCCCAGCCUGUUCAGCUGCGCUCAGGAAACCGUAUCAUCAUGGGUAAAAACCAUGUGUUUCGUUUUAACCACCCGGAGCAAGCACGGGCUGAGCGGGAGAAGACUCCUUCUGCUGAGACCCCCUCUGAGCCUGUGGACUGGACGUUUGCCCAGAGAGAGCUUCUAGAAAAACAAGGAAUUGAUAUGAAACAGGAGAUGGAAAAAAGGCUACAGGAAAUGGAGAUCCUAUACAAAAAGGAGAAGGAAGAAGCAGAUCUUCUCUUGGAGCAGCAGAGACUGGAUUAUGAGAGUAAAUUGCAGGCCUUGCAGAAGCAGGUGGAGACGAGAUCCCUGGCAGCAGAAACAACUGAAGAGGAAGAAGAGGAGGAAGAAGUUCCUUGGACACAACAUGAAUUUGAGCUGGCCCAGUGGGCCUUCCGGAAGUGGAAGUCUCACCAGUUUACCUCAUUAAGGGACUUACUCUGGGGCAAUGCCGUUUACCUGAAGGAGGCCAAUGCCAUCAGUGUGGAAUUGAAAAAGAAGGUGCAGUUUCAGUUUGUUCUUCUGACUGACACGUUGUACUCCCCUUUGCCUCCUGAAUUACUUCCCACUGAGAUGGAAAAAACUCAGGAAGACAGACCGUUCCCUCGUACAGUGGUGGCCGUAGAAAUCCAGGAUCUGAAAAAUGGAGCAACACAUUAUUGGUCUUUGGCGAAACUUAAGCAGAGGCUGGAUUUGAUGCGAGAGAUGUAUGACAGGGCAGGUGAGAUGGCCUCCAGCGCCCAAGAUGAAAGUGAAACCACCAUGACUGGCAGCGAUCCAUUUUAUGAUCGAUUCCAUUGGUUCAAACUUGUAGGAAGCGCCCCCAUUUUCCACGGCUGUGUGAAUGAGCGCCUUGCUGACCGCACGCCCUCCCCCACUUUUUCCACGGCCGAUUCCGACAUCACUGAGCUGGCUGACGAGCAGCAAGAUGAGAUGGAGGAUUUUGAUGAUGAGGCAUUCGUGGAUGACACCGGCUCUGACGCAGGGACGGAGGAGGGAUCAGAUCUCUUCAGUGAUGGGCAUGACCCGUUUUACGACAGAUCCCCAUGGUUCAUUUUAGUGGGAAGAGCAUUUGUUUACCUGAGCAACCUGCUGUACCCCGUGCCCCUGAUUCACAGGGUGGCCGUUGUCAGUGAGAAGGGCGAAGUGCGGGGAUUUCUCCGUGUGGCUGUGCAGGCCAUCGCAGCGGACGAAGAAGCUCCUGAUUAUGGCUCUGGAAUUCGACAGUCAGGAACAGCUAAAAUAUCUUUUGAUAAUGAGUACUUUAAUCAGAGUGACUUUUCUUCGGUUGCCAUGACCCGUUCUGGUCUAUCCUUGGAGGAGCUGAGGAUUGUGGAAGGACAGGGUCAGAGUUCUGAGGUCAUCACUCCUCCAGAAGAAAUCAAUCGAAUGAAUGACUUGGAUUUGAAGUCAAGCACUUUGCUGGAUGGUAAGAUGGUAAUGGAAGGAUUUUCUGAAGAGAUUGGCAACCACCUGAAACUGGGCAGUGCCUUCACUUUCCGUGUAACAGUGUUGCAGGCCAGUGGAAUCCUCCCAGAGUAUGCAGAUAUCUUCUGUCAGUUCAACUUUUUGCAUCGCCAUGAUGAAGCAUUCUCCACUGAACCCCUCAAAAACCAUGGCAGAGGAAGUCCUCUGGGCUUUUAUCAUGUGCAGAAUAUUGCAGUGGAGGUUACGGAAUCAUUUGUGGACUAUAUCAAAACCAAGCCUAUCGUGUUUGAAGUCUUUGGGCAUUAUCAGCAGCACCCACUUCACCUGCAAGGACAGGAGCUUAACAGUCCACCCCAGCCAUCUCGACGGUUCUUCCCUCCGCCCAUGCCACUAUCCAAGCCAGUUCCCAGCUGCCAGACCGAGAGGGUACCUAAACGAGAUGUUCCAGCCACCAAGUUAAAUACCAUGAGCAAAACCAGCCUUGGCCAGAGCAUGAGCAAGUAUGAUCUUCUGGUUUGGUUUGAGAUCAGUGAAUUGGAGCCUACAGGAGAGUAUAUUCCAGCUGUGGUUGACCAUACAGCAGGCUUGCCCUGCCAGGGGACAUUUUUGCUUCACCAGGGCAUCCAGCGAAGAAUCACAGUAACCAUUAUCCAUGAGAAAGGGAGUGAACUCCAUUGGAAGGAUGUUCGGGAGCUGGUGGUAGGCCGGAUUCGGAAUAAAGCUGAGGUGGACGAAGCCGCAGUUGAUGCCAUCCUCUCCUUAAAUAUCAUCUCUGCCAAGUACCUGAAGUCUUCCCACAACUCUAGCAGGUGGGGCACCCGGGGAAUGUGGACCUUCUAUCGUUUCGAGGCCGUGUGGGAUAGCUCCCUCCAUAACUCCCUCCUUCUGAACCGAGUGACACCCUAUGGGGAAAAGAUCUACAUGACCUUGUCGGCCUACCUGGAGCUGGAUCAUUGUAUCCAGCCAGCUGUCAUCACCAAGGAUGUGUGCAUGGUCUUCUAUUCCCGGGAUGCCAAGAUCUCGCCGCCACGCUCACUGCGCAGCCUCUUUGGCAGCGGCUAUUCAAAGUCACCAGACUCCAAUCGAGUCACUGGAAUUUAUGAACUCAGUUUAUGCAAGAUGGCAGACACCGGUAGUCCAGGCAUGCAGAGGAGGAGAAGGAAAAUCUUGGACACAUCAGUGGCGUAUGUGCGGGGAGAAGAGAACUUAGCAGGCUGGCGGCCUCGUGGAGACAGCCUCAUCCUUGAGCACCAGUGGGACUUGGAGAAGCUGGAGCUCCUGCACGAGGUGGAGAAAACCCGCCACUUCCUGCUGCUCCGUGAGAGACUUGGUGACAGCAUCCCCACAUCCCUGAGCGACUCGUUGUCCCCCAGCCUCAGCAGUGGGACCCUCAGCACCUCCACCAGCAUCUCCUCUCAGAUCUCAACCACCACCUUUGAAAGUGCCAUCACACCCAGUGAGAGCAGUGGCUACGACUCCACAGACAUUGAAAGCCUGGUGGAUCGAGAGAAAGAGCUGGCUACCAAGUGCCUGCAGCUUCUCACCCACACUUUCAACCGAGAAUUCAGCCAGGUGCACGGCAGCAUCAGUGACUGCAAGUUGUCUGAUAUCUCUCCAGUCGGACGGGAUCCCUCUGUGUCCAGUUUUAGCAGUGCUACCCUCACUCCCUCCUCCACCUGCCCCUCUCUGAUAGACGCUAGGAGCAACUCUUUGGAUCAGAAGACCCCAGAAGCCAAUUCCCGGGCCUCUAGUCCCUGCCCGGAAUUUGAACAGUUUCAGAUUGUCCCAGCUCUGGAAACGCCCUAUUUGGCCCGAGCAGGAAAAAAUGAAUUUCUCAAUCUUGUUCCAGAUAUUGAAGAAAUUAGACCGGGCUCAGUGGUCUCUAAGAAAGGAUAUCUGCAUUUCAAGGAGCCACUUUCCAGCAACUGGGCUAAACAUUUUGUCGUGGUCCGUCGCCCCUAUGUCUUCAUCUAUAACAGUGACAAAGACCCGGUGGAGCGUGGCAUCAUUAACUUGUCCACAGCGCAGGUGGAAUACAGCGAGGACCAGCAGGCCAUGGUGAAGACACCGAACACCUUUGCUGUAUGCACAAAGCACCGUGGGGUCCUUUUGCAGGCUCUCAAUGACAAAGACAUGAACGACUGGUUAUAUGCCUUUAACCCACUCCUUGCUGGCACAAUACGGUCAAAACUCUCCCGCAGAUGCCCGAGCCAACCGAAGUUCUAGGUGACUGCCGAGCGCCCUCACUCGCCUUCCGAGAGAUAAAGAAAGUGUUACCUCUCAUUCCUCUUUGUGAUUCUUGAUGGUUAUUCUUGUGUGUGAUCCUGUGGCUUAAGUGCUCGUCCCUCCUUGUCCAGCACUUUUUCUAUCGCUCCUGGUCCCCAUCCCCAUUGCUCUGUACUCUUUUCUUUUUUCCUGUGCUGAGAAUCUUGUUAGAAGCAUGUGGCCUAACAAAAGGGGGGGAAAAAACGAACAAAAAAACAAAAACCCAGAGGGGAUCCAGUGAAUCUCCCAAUUAUUUUUUGAUGUAUUUUGGCUUCCUUUUGUGUGAUAGGUCCCCAUAUGACCACCUCUGAUGUCUGUACUGCUGUCUUCGGAUAUCUCUGUCUGUUGUUCAAGACAACAUAAUACUUUUUUCUUUUCAUUGUGAUAUAAUUUUAAUUUUUCUUGGGUGGCUUAGAGACUAAAGGAAGAGACAUCUGGUCUUUUUUAGAACCUGAGAGGAAAAAACUUACCUUUUCCCCUUCUGUCUCUUUUUGCCAUGACUAAUACCUACAUUUUCCAUUGAGGGAAAAGGUUGUAGUGAGCUUAGAAAUGGGACAUGUAUAUUCUCUGAAAUUGGGGCUUAUUUAGAACAUAGUUAUGUAAUUUUCAUUUAGUGGAAGAGACUUUUCAGCAGGUUUGGGACAGUGGCUGCUGUUGACCUUAUAAGAAGGAAAGAGCCAAGGCUAUUGCUGAUGGAUUUCAAAGGACCGUGGGACUUGGCCCGUGACAGUGGGGGUCAGUAGGAUGCUUGUAGUUCCUCACAGCAGGGCUCCUGUGAGCUGUUUGUCUCCACUGGGAGGGAGCCUCUUCUCUCAGAGUCUCAGUUUCUGUUCUUGGAGUUAGUAAUGACAGUGGUACAGUUUGGAAUUAGUGCCAUGAUGUCAUAUACAAAUAUCCCACAAGGAGGGAGUGUUUCACUAUCUGGUGAUGAACUUGAUGGUGUUUGUCAUCAUUAUGAUUAUGAUAAUGCCGGGUAGUGACCUUGUGAUUGUUGUAGCUCCCUUUGAUCAAAGAAAUCUAGCUCUUAAGUAUACUUGGAUGUCUCCCUCUGAAUCCAGUGGUCAUUUACAAUGAUCCUUGUCAAAUUGAAAACACUUUCAAUGAUGCUUGUUUCCCUAUGCUCAUAGAUAAGUGAACAUGGCAGGCUUUGCUUUCUGGACCCCAGAAUUAUAACGGACUUCCUGCCACUGCUAAGAGCAAAAGGACACCUGGGGGCAGAGAAGAGGGUCCACCUGAACCCUGGCCCCAGGCCUGGUCAUUUGUCUCCUCCUUGGUUAUCUCCAUCGUGCGUGGAAAUACUGCCAGAGGAGAAAGGAGGAGCUCACUGCCGGUGGCCUCCUUCUGUGACAGAACAGGAUCGCCUGCUUCCAGAGGCCAUCGCGGAAGAUGCUCUUUCUCUUUCAGCUGCAGUAAGUGUCACAGGAAUGACAUGGGAGAGAAGGCCUGCAGUUACUUCAGUUGCUUUGCCAGUUGACUUGGGGCUGUUCUGUACCAUCCUUUACUGCCCUCGCUCACACCUCUGUUUGACCAUCCAUCCUUCAGGUGUUCAGGAAAGUAUCUGCUUGCUCCCACUUUGUGGAGACCGGGGGUCCUCCGCCUCGAGGGUGCUGACUCUCGGGUAGCAAAGGGGAGGGGCCCGUGCGCGCAGCAGAUUGGGUGCUGGGCAGGCUCGCCAGCACCCAGACCCUUGCCUCUGCCUUCCUGGAGGGGCUCAUCUCCUGGCUUCAUUCAUCGUAAUUGCUUUGCAAAGAGGAGGAAACGGGAGUCACGGAGAGCUUAACAAAAGAAAGACUAGAAAUCAAAGGCUAUGACCUUACCUGAAAAAUGAUCAAGAAAAAUUCUAUGGUAGAUUUUUUAACUUUCUUCCUCUCCUUAAAACGUAGGUCACUAACUCUAAUGUUACUUGUUUUCUAAGUGGUGCUUCAGACUUUAAAGUAGUUAGAGGUUUCUUGUCUAAUGGACACAAUGUGCCCUUCCAGUGUCCGCUCAAAUCCAGGGUCUGCCCGUGCUUAGAGACAGCUUCCUGGGCUGAAAUUAAAUCUGAUUUCAGGGAAACGAAGAUGAGAUUUGAAGGUUACUUUUCGAUUUAAAUCCUGGAUGCUGCUGCCGUUACAAAGUCUGAUAGGAGGAUCCAUGUCUGUGGCAAAAGGAGACCAGGGGAAGCCGAGGGAGAUAGAAUCAAGUGAUACAGUGAGGUGACUCUUGUUUUUUAUUCUAACUUAAACAAAACUGGCUUGGAAAGUCUUUGUUUUGGAAUGUCAGAUACUAGAAGAGGCCGAGGUGAGAAGGCCUUGUGAGGCAGCGGGGGCCUUGGCUGCAGCUCCCGGUACACACAGCCCCCACUGGUGCCCCUUUCUCUAGGGGUCUGUUUUCAGAUUGGAGUUGGAGCAGUUUCAGGAUUAGUGUUCCCUUUCCAGGCAGGUCCGUCCCCACUUCGAAGCUCUGAGAGAGAAUUUAUGGCAGGAGUUAUUUAUGAGGCUUUCACGGAAGCCAUAGUGUCAGGAAAGUUGAAAGAACUCAAACCUUUAAGGAAACCACCUUUUAAGGGUUUGUUUGUUUGUUUCCUUUUUUUUUUUUUCUUAAAGCACACCUUUAAACAAGCAAAUAAUAAUAAUAAUAAAGCAAGAAAGAACACUCUUAUACAAAUUUAGGAGAAAUGAGUGCUAAAGUAACCAUCUCCUCCCCUCCUUCCCCCAUCCUCCUUUCUCCUGCCAAAGCAAAAUAUGGCCUCACAGCUUCCACCAGACCAGUGCUCACACCCUCCUUGUCUCUGCGCCUGCCUGGGGGUCAGUCAGCUCUCAGGCUGGGCCCUGCGGGGUCAGCCAGCCCACGCACGCAGCCACGAGCGCAGGGAAGGGCUGCUUUUGGCAGCUGGGUGAGCACUUGGAUUCCAAUACGUUCUGAUAACGUGAGGGAAGUCGAGGGAAAUGAUUUUCCCCAACUACGACUACUCAUAUUUUGGAUGAGAUUUUUCAGCUCUUGUAAGAUGAAGGAAUCAGUUAUGCCAUUGUGGAAGAUCUUUUGGUACCUAAAGUAAAGUGACUUCUCCUGGCACAUAUAUCAAAGCAAAGACUUUGUUGUCUGCUGCUUGUUGUCUGAUUUACAGGGAUAUUUAAUUUUGUAAGGUAUUUGUAUAUUUAUACAGCUGUAAUUAAUUGCACAUUGAACUGGAAAAGCAAGGAUGACCUAGCGUGUAGCACCUGCUGGUACUUGGCAUUCCCUCGUCUGGGUUCCACUAGGGUUCUCCUGGACAGUAUCAGGGCUUGUUCGUUUCUUGUUUGACUUGGGUCCUUCAUUCUACCUUUUGGUUCCCUUUUUAAAAUGUGAUUGUUAACCUGCUCUUUAAAAAGAAAGAGACUGAUUUUGCUGCUGCCCUCAGAAGGUUUGCUGAAUGUAUUUUCACUAGGACUCGAGCUCAUGUGCACUGCAGCUGUCCGCUGUGGUCAGAGCGUGACUGUGUAGCGGGAAUGUAUUGAUUUGUGCUUCCUUAUUAGUACAUGGAGAUAUCAGCUGAGAGAUGAUCUGCUGCUGUUGUUCAAAAGGCCAUUUAUGAAACCUGUGUUCAAGCCCCAUAGAAUCUUAGGGAAGCCUCUAGUCAUUUAAAGGAAGAAGGUAGAGGUGAUACAAAUUUCACAUUAAAAACUCAGCCAAAACGGCUUGUGCUCAGACGGAAUGUCCGAGUUGAGGUUGGUCUCUUGCCAAACCCUGGCCGUCACGUGUUGUUUUCAUGUCUUCAAGUUAAUUUUUUUCAUGCUGCGUAUUCUGGCAUCAGUUCACCUGAGGAAUCCAUCAGCCUUCUCAUGAGUCGUCUUAGACUUUGUGGCUCUGAUGUACUUGUCCGGUGAGACUUCAAGUCCCUUGUCACCAUCCUCAUGCACAAAACCCAUGAAGCAUAAGUGGCCUUUUUGAACCAAGACUUUGCAAACUGAUCUCUCCCCAGGGAAGGAGUUGAGCACAUUUAGCAACAAUGUACAUUAUUAAUUUCAGAUUCUCAUUUUCAUGUUUUAUUAUGUAAAUAUUAUCUGAUGUUCGGAGCCUGAGUAUACAGAAUGUAAAUAUAGUUCUUGUAUUUGUACUAAUUCUGGUUCUUUUGCUGUAUAGCCUUAGAUGUGCAAUGCAGACAUUAUCUAACUGUGUAUGGUAACCUUGCAUCACGGAACUAUUAGUGAACGAGGUAAAAAUAAUAAAGGUACAACCAGUGCA